GUAGGGGGAAGGGCAGAGGGAUGAGUGACGGGCCGUUGAGUGUAGGGGCAGGGCGGAGGAAUGAGUGACGGGCCGUUGAGCGGAGGGGAAGGGCGGAGGAAUGAGUGGACGGGCCGUUGAGUGUGGGGCUGAGUAGAAAUGAUUGAGACUGUGAUGGUGUUUGGAGUAACGACGAUAUUCGACGAGCAAUUGGCUAAUCUGAAAGGACGAAUGGCAGUUUUCGACAACAACGGGAUUACAAUCUGUGUGAUUCCUCCCACAGAUUAACAUCCAAACCCAACAAUUUUGUACCAAUCAGGGCCGAAACCGGAUUACCUGGGAAACCUGGCCCCACCUCUUAGCACCAAUCACCCGAGAAGAGUUGACAAUUUGUCAAAUGCAUUGGGUCACCUGAUUUCCUGAAAAUAGUGCUCCCGUGUGUCAUGACGAAAAGGAUGAAGACGGAGUACAUGAAGAAAUUUAAAGGACCAAAAUGGGACAACUGCGGCAGCUGCUAUUCCGAUCUGGUGCAGUAUCGUAACAUGCGGAGGAUAUUGGAGCAAGCGCACAUUCCUUUUGUUUGGACCGGCUGGGACACCAGUUCCAACUCCAGCAGUGACGCGUCCACCCCAAGGGUACAAGAACAACCUUGGGGUACAAACUGUCCCACAGACAGCUUGCUGCCUGCGCCCCAAGAACCCGGGGAGCCUCCGCCUGCCGAGCGUUCGCGGACCGAGCCUCCGCCUGCCGAGCGAUCGCGGACCGAGCCGCCACCUGCCGAGCGAUCGCGGACCGAGCCUCCGCCUGCCGAGCGUUCCCGUACCUUAGAAUGCCAUCCUUUGGAAAAGGUAAUGACUGCUGAGGGGAAUCAAAAGGAUAAAAGUGACCAACAGUCAAAGGGUGAAGUGUGUAAUUAUCGUCGUGUGAAAAGUGGAAGUCUGGAAAAAUCGCACAAAACUUCUCAAGUGGCACCAGCAACUGUGAGGACUAAAGAAAUGAAGCCCCCAUUUGCAAUGUAUGGUUGGGCUGGAAAGGAAGUGGAAGUAGGCUGUAAAAAGACAUACAAUGUUGCUGCUUCUGCUUUGAGAGGACAAAUUUAUGAAUCUGCAGUCCGGGCACACGAUAGACGUCAAGUGCAGAGGGCGAUGCGCGUGUCUCGGACACGGCACCGGGGCACAGAACCGCACAGUAACCGUGCAGCUGACCACUGGUGUAAGACUUUACCAAGUCACAAGCCAACUUCUCAGCACUCAUGUAUUCAAGCUUUGAAACCUACUGGAUUGGACAAUCCCUGGCUCUCUGAAUACAUGAGAUGUUUUUCAACCAGGUCCUUCUAAGUCUCAGCAGCCUCCUGGGGAAAUUGAGCUUAUUUAUUAGGGCCCGUGGUGACCUUUAUCACUGUAUCAGCACAGGAUCUAAUUCGUCUGUAUCACUGAAGUCAAUUAAUGUGUAAAAACUCAAUGAACAGAGUAUAUUCGUGAUACUUAGUUUCAGGUUCAUCCUUAGUGACAUUGUUGGUUUUCUGCCUUCAGCUGGCACAUUGACAAAAGGAUUUGAUGUUUAUUUUUGGAAAAGCAUUCUUUGUGGUGUAUGAAAAUAGAAUCCACUACUGUUGUAACCUUUUCAAACAUCAAGACCUAUAAUUGGAGUUGAAUUUCAGAAAACCCAACAGUACUUUGCACAGUUUUGUCUUUAUUUGAUAUCUUUUUUUAUCAGAGUUAGCACUAUCAAAUCACACUGCACCUGUGAGUGUUUAAAUUACCCUUCUUCUCUAAUGACGUUCACUUUUAUAAUGUUUGUACCAGUACUUUUUUGGGUGCUUGUCUUUUGUAAUAUUUGUAGAUUAUCCAGUCAUUGCCAAAUCAGUUUGUGGAAUUGCCUUGUGCACACAAUAGUAACCAGAUUUCCAACAGUGACUGCACUUUGAAAAUAUCAAGUAUUUAUGGGUGACUUCAAGUUCCAGAUGGCCACAAGUUCUCAAAGGCACAAUUUAAAUAAGAAAACUGUGCCUAAAAUGGCCCCGUAAGUUUAAACUUUUUGUCAAUGUAUGUUGAGUGCAAUAGAAAAAUGAACGUUUUCCCUGUGUCAGCUUGUAUUUUUAACGUUAGGUUAUUAGUCAUGUACAGAGUAAGUUGCAGGCAAAUCAGAUGGGUAAUUGCUUGGAAGUUUUGAGUGUGAUGUGGAAGUGGUCUUUAGGGGGUGAGGGAAGAGAGCAAAGGUGGCAUUUGGCUUUCAGUUCACCUAUUAAGCUCAACACGGUCCUCAGCAAGAAGGUUGAUAAUAUUUAGGUUGCACCUGAGUCCUUAACUUAAAGAAGUCAUCAGAAAAGGAGGCUGCUAAUGCUAUGGGAAAAAAGAAGUCUCGUCGGUAACAAAGAUUCUGGGUCAAGGAAAUAAAUGCACAGACAAAGGAGGCAGAGCAGCUUAACAACAGUGCGCUUGAAAUUGUCAGUUCCAGAGUUUGAAGCAUUUGGGUGAAUGUUAGAGAUUGUGAUCAAGAAUUAGAUCGUUGGAAGGUGGGAGGGGAGAAGUUGUUUUUCAUGGUUAACAAGAAUGGAAGCUGUGAGUUCUGAUAUCUUAAAGGAAGACCUAGUUAUGUUAAAGUACCAAUUGCAAUAAAGGUUAAAAUGAAACUGUAAAUCAGGGUACCUGCUGCAAUAAAAGUUUAAAUUCAAGCAAUAGAUUGUUAGGAGAUAGCAAGUAUAAUGGUUCAGGAAAAGCAAAAUAUAUUGCUGAUACUUUUUUUGGUAUCAGGGAAUGUGAAAUUACAAGUAAAGGUAACUAAUCAUUGAGAUUACCAAGUAUUGAAGAGUAACUGAGAACUUUAAAGUCCAUAUGGUAUAUUUUAGAAUUUCCUGGAAAGGGUACAAUUAAAUGGAUUGAACAUUUUU
This is a messenger RNA of Mobula hypostoma (lesser devil ray), 2869 nucleotides long. RefSeq names its product centriole, cilia and spindle-associated protein-like. Gene Ontology annotation, cellular component: centriole; ciliary transition zone; ciliary basal body. Gene Ontology annotation, molecular function: microtubule binding. Gene Ontology annotation, biological process: regulation of mitotic spindle assembly. The record is from RefSeq and is a predicted model, not a curated record. Lineage: Eukaryota; Metazoa; Chordata; Chondrichthyes; Myliobatiformes; Myliobatidae. Bases 423 to 1316 code for a protein of 297 amino acids. The transcript has 3 exons.